AUGGCCCACUCCAUUGAGCCGUCCCGGCGUCGUCCGUCCUGCUACGCGCAUGCAAACUCCGAGCCCGAGCCUCUCCACAGUCCAUCCACCAGUGAAUCCCGGCGAAUGCCGCUUCCUCGACCUCCACCAUCGUCACCAUCGUCCUCGGGUACCAAUACCAUCCAAUUGACGCCUCUCACAUAG
Messenger RNA from Sungouiella intermedia, 183 nucleotides. NCBI's taxonomy places the organism in Eukaryota, Fungi, Ascomycota, Pichiomycetes, Serinales, Metschnikowiaceae. The record is from the annotation of a GenBank genome assembly.